AUGCUGAAGACGGCACAGAAUGUAUGUCUGUCUGCCUCCUUGAUCAAGAUUGCAUAUGACUCGCGACAUCGUGGAGCGGCUACCUCACAACAACAUAGCAUCGUCGCUACUAGUUGUGGUUGUGUUAUUCGGAAUUGUUGUCCUAUGCAGUGGGAGACUUGGGCAGAAAUUCCUCAGGAGACGAAGAUACUAGUGCGAGACAAGUUGUCGGUCAAUUUUGAUUUUAAGGACAUAUCCCCUGAGGUCAUCACCUACUUAGACGAGACCUUCGCAAAUCGGUACAAAAAUUGGAAGAGCGAUCUUCAUGCGCAUUUUAAGAAAUUUAAUGAUCCAGAGGUUGCUCGCCUAGAGGGUUGCCCAUCCGAGUUGGAGGACCGGCCAGAGGAUUGGGAAUGGCUCUGCAACCAUUUUACGGACCCAAAAUUUGUGAAGAAAUAUGUUGCUGGCAAGAUAGCUCGGGAGUCUAAGACACUUCUCCACCAUUCCGGUUCGAAGCCCUUUUCGUAUAUGCUUGAGACACGACGUCAGGUAAAAGUAUAUUAA
Pyrus x bretschneideri (Chinese white pear) is the source of this 543-nucleotide messenger RNA. RefSeq lists its product as uncharacterized. Bases 1 to 543 code for a protein of 180 amino acids. The transcript is spliced from 3 exons. NCBI's taxonomy places the organism in Eukaryota, Viridiplantae, Streptophyta, Magnoliopsida, Rosales, Rosaceae. The record is from RefSeq and is a predicted model, not a curated record.